UCCUACAUUUCUACUUCUCAUUUUCGUCUACUUCUCCGUUUCGACUUCUCAUUGUGACUUCAGUUCACAAAACAUCCGUCCCACAGUGUAGUUCAGUCGUGUCUCAUAUCCUUCAGUGACUGUAAUCCCCAGUUGAACAAUGUCAAAUCAUCCGUUCUGGUUCAUAUUUUAGUUGCAAUUUUUUCGAAAACAAUGACGUCAUCUGUGAGGAGUCAUUCACUUCUAGAACAGAAGAAACUGCAAUGGGCCAAGGAGAGAGAGGAAAUGCUGGGACUUUGUGGAAUAUGGGGUUCAUUUGCAAGAUCUUAUCACGAUUCUGAUCGGUCGUCAAUCAGAUCACAAUACCUGUCGUCAAUAGAUUUGAAUCACCAUGUGGACACGAGUCCGGAUGCAUCUGAUGCUUCCGGGGAAGACAGAGACAGUCACAGCACGUCUACAAUGAAGUUCUCUCUCAGACGAAGCCCUAGUUUACCUCCUAUAUUCAGUCCUGAGAAACAGUCUUCAUGCUAUGGGAAUGACGGAGACGCUGAAGGUGAGGAUGAGGGUGAAACAGGUGAUGGUGAGGAGGGGGGAACGUCGGGCUACGCCAGCGACUCUGGUGGUGGAAACGAGUACCACGUGGCGCAGGCGUGGGGUGGGGCUAUACAGAGGAACCCGACCUCAACAGCCAAUCAGUGGCAGUCCCAUAACAACUUCCGCAGACGACAGAGUCCCGACUCGGUGACGUGUUCCUCGGAGAUGGGUCGUCCGCGGUGGGGCGACAAGGGGGUGGGGGUGGGACACCUGUGGGCCCCCACCACCCACAACCCGGAGGCGCGGCUGCCCCAGGUCUCAGAUCGUCCAGGUCCCACGCCGCCAGCCUGGUUGCAUCGUCGGCUCAACAAACUCGGGGAGCCCGCUCAAAUACUUGUCAUAUCGCAUCGAGAUGAUGCCAGCACUAGAUCUAAGGAUUUCACUGGAGCUGUGAUUCUAUCAACUCAUCCGAAUGUACAAAGACUACGUAUCUUAGAGGACAAAAUAUACCUCUGGAGCCAGAAGAGCUGGCUGAACGAGAAAUAAAGCGGCGGAAAGCGUUGGAACAUCAGAACGCCAUUAGGCAACAACUGGAGGAGCGGGAACGCAAACGGAGAGAAGAGAAAGAAAAACGGAUGUUAGAAGAGAGAAAGGCCGAUGAGAGGAUGAAAAAGCAACAGGAAAUGGAGAGGAAAAGACUGGAAGAUGAACAAAGAAGACA
Messenger RNA from Nilaparvata lugens (brown planthopper), 1234 nucleotides. RefSeq lists its product as uncharacterized. NCBI's taxonomy places the organism in Eukaryota, Metazoa, Arthropoda, Insecta, Hemiptera, Delphacidae. The transcript is spliced from 8 exons. The record is from RefSeq and is a predicted model, not a curated record. The coding region runs from base 193 to 1059 and encodes 288 amino acids.